AUGUUGUAUGUACAUUGACUCUGGACUAUCAAGACUCCCUUCCUCUACUUUUCAGUCAUCUAAUUAUACUUCAUUCUCAGUGUUGUAACCAUUCCAAUCUAAAGAUUUUAGUUGUAUUCUGAAGAGAGCUUGUAGAAAUGAAUGCUCUUGCAGCCACCAAUCGCAACUUUCGCCAGGCGGCUCGCAUCCUCGGCUUGGACUCCAAGAUUGAGAAGAGUCUUUUGAUCCCGUUCAGAGAAAUCAAGGUGGAGUGCACGAUCCCCAAGGAUGAUGGAACGCUGGUGUCUUACGUUGGAUUCAGAGUGCAGCAUGAUAAUUCUCGUGGACCUAUGAAAGGAGGGAUUAGAUACCAUCCAGAGGUCGACCCUGAUGAGGUGAAUGCUCUUGCUCAAUUGAUGACCUGGAAGACUGCUGUAGCAGAUAUUCCGUAUGGUGGAGCUAAGGGCGGGAUAGGUUGCACUCCAAAAGAUUUAAGUACGAGUGAGUUGGAACGCCUUACCCGUGUCUUCACACAAAAAAUUCACGAUCUUAUAGGAGUUAAUACAGACGUCCCGGCACCAGAUAUGGGCACUAAUGCUCAGACAAUGGCUUGGAUUUUGGAUGAGUACUCAAAAUUUCAUGGUCACUCACCUGCAGUUGUCACAGGGAAACCAAUUGAUCUCGGUGGUUCACUGGGACGUGAGGCUGCAACUGGGCGUGGUGUUGUAUAUGCCACAGAAGCAUUACUUGCUGAACAUGGCAAGUCAGUAAAGGGUUUAACAUUCGCCAUUCAGGGGUUUGGAAAUGUCGGAUCAUGGGCUGCAAGACUCAUACAUGAAAGAGGUGGCAAGGUCAUUGCAGUGAGUGACAUAACUGGAGCUGUGAAGAAUCCUAUUGGCAUUGACAUACCAGCUUUGCUUCAGCAUAAAGAGGCAACAGGAAAGCUAGCCGAUUUUGGUGGUGCUGAUGCGAUGGACUCAAAUGACUUACUAACUCAUGAAUGUGAUGUUCUCAUACCAUGUGCUCUAGGCGGAGUUCUGAACAGAGAAAAUGCUGGAGAUGUCAAAGCCAAAUUCAUCAUAGAAGCUGCUAAUCAUCCUACUGAUCCAGAAGCCGAUGAGAUUUUGUCCAAAAAGGGAGUCACGAUACUCCCGGAUAUAUAUGCAAACGCAGGGGGAGUGACGGUUAGUUAUUUUGAGUGGGUUCAGAACAUUCAAGGCUUUAUGUGGGAAGAAGAGAAGGUGAAUCAGGAGCUUAAGAGAUACAUGACAAAAGCCUUCAAUAACAUCAAGGGCAUGUGUCAGUCUCACAAUUGCUGUCUUCGCAUGGGUGCCUUUACACUGGGCGUGAACCGUGUUGCUCGUGCUACUCAGCUGAGGGGUUGGGAAGCCUAACAUUCUUAUUGACUACAGAGUUCAAGAAGACUGUUCAACAGUUUCUUUUCUUCCUUCUCUUGAAUCUUUUGACCUCAUGACUUAUAAAUCUAUUUUGUACUCAUUUACAAUACAGCAACGAAAUGCCUCUGAUUCAAUGUACUGCUAAUUCAUGUUUAAUUUCUGAAAAAACAGCUUCUUUUGUCAAUUCUUUUUCCUGUGCUGUGACCAAAUUGUGACCUUGAGGAGCAAAUGAAUAGUCUUGUCAACUUA
This is a messenger RNA of Sesamum indicum (sesame), 1625 nucleotides long. Its product is annotated as glutamate dehydrogenase A. The record is from RefSeq and is a predicted model, not a curated record. Lineage: Eukaryota; Viridiplantae; Streptophyta; Magnoliopsida; Lamiales; Pedaliaceae. Gene Ontology annotation, molecular function: L-glutamate dehydrogenase (NAD+) activity. Gene Ontology annotation, biological process: L-glutamate catabolic process. Gene Ontology annotation, cellular component: mitochondrion.